CACAGAAAUGCACAACUUGAAGGGUUUACUCUGUUGAGGUUCGUUUUAACCCAUCAUUAGCAGGACAAAACUACCAAAAUGUUAGUUAUUAAGCAAACGCAAAACAGACAGCCAGACUUCCGUGAUGGUGGUGAGGAGGCGAUGACCAAGGAGGAUGUGCUGAGGGAGUCUUCAGAGGGAGACUCGGUCCUGCGGCAGUACAGUAUUAUUACCCAUAACUCUGAGCGCCCGGUGAUCCAUCAGGUGGCAUCAGCGCCCAUGCCUUCAGACUGCGAGUUCUCGUUCUUCGACCUGAAUGAUCCGCUGUGUCGGGAGGUUCUGUUGGAUCCUCGGACCACUGUGCCCGAGCUCUUCGCUGUUCUCAGGCAGUGGGUUCCCCAAGUCCAGCGGAAUAUAAGUGUCAUCGGCAACGAGAUUCUGAAGAGAGGCUGUGGUGUCAAUGACAGAGAUGGCCUUACUGACAUGACUUUGCUUCACUACUGCUGCAAGGCAGGAGCUCCUGGAAUAGGCGACGCUGAGAGUGCGUCCAGUCUGGCCCGUCAGCUGUUGUCUCUGGGAGCCGAGCCGUCCUUACGCAGCCGUUGGACCAACAUGAACGCUCUCCACUACGCCGCGUAUUUCGACGUCCCUCGUCUCAUCCGAGUGGUUGUGCAGGCGUCACAGCCGGGAGAGGUGGAUGCGACCUGCAGUGAUUUUGACUUCGGCACCGCGCUACACAUCGCUGCCUCGAACCUGUGCACCUCUGCGGUGAAGUGUCUGCUGGAGCUCGGAGCCAACCCCGCUUUUAGGAAUGACAAGGGCCAGUGUCCGGCUGAUGUUGUUCCAGACCCUGUAGAUAUGCCUGUGGAAAUGGCUGACGCCUCAGUCCAGGUUAAAGAGCUGCGCACUCUGCUCCGGGACGUCCUGCCCAGACCCGACUCUCCCCUCACUCUCCUUCUCCCUCUCCUGCCUGCCAGACCUCCAGGUGUCCUCUCGGACAAAGCUCGUGCCCAGCUUUCAAGUAUGGGCCUUCACCUUGGAGACAAAGUGGUCAUCGCUGGUCAAAAGGUCGGGACUCUGCGGUUUUGCGGUAGUACCGAGUUUGCUGGGGGUCUUUGGGCAGGGGUGGAGCUUCACCAACCAGUGGGCAAGAAUGAUGGAUCGGUAGCUGGCGUCCAGUACUUCACCUGCCCAAUUAAACAUGGCAUCUUCGCCCCCCUCUCCAAACUCAGCAAACUCUCGGAACGACGUAAAAACAGUCCCCGCCAGCCCUCCGCUCCCAUCCCCCACCCUAGACGAAUUGACUUGGCGCGGGUCACGUCCAAGGUCAACACAGGUCUACUUUCACGCAGUUGUUCCACAUCCUCUUCUUCUUUGGACUCCAGACAAGCUUCCAUACGACCACCAAGACCACCACCACGACAGAGACCACCUCUGCGCCCAUGGCAGGAACGGACUCCUCCGAGCACCAGAUCUACUCCUCCGCCCUCCCGUUCCCUCACCACCACCCCACACUCUGGAAUUUCUCACAGCAGGACCCCUUCCGUCAGCAGCACAGCAUAUGAGAGCUCAGAUGUGCAUUUAGGGGAGCGCGUAUUGGUGGUGGGACAAAGGACAGGGGUUGUGCGGUUUUACGGGAAGACCAGUUUUGCUCCAGGAUUUUGGUUGGGGAUUGAGUUGGACAAGCCGAGCGGGAAGAAUGACGGAUCAGUUGGAGGAGUGCGAUACUUCAGCUGUCCUCCUAAACACGGAGUCUUCGCCCCACCCUCACGAGUUCAGAGCAGGAUUCAUGGCUCAGUAGACUGUCUGUCAGAGCUGUCCUCGUCUCGGAUGAACUAUUCCUUCACAGGAAUUCGACGCACUCUCAGCACUUCCUCAGCCAUCGCUACUCAGAGAGAACCGAGUCGUAAAGGUCAAGCAAGCAGGUAGAAAUAAUGUUAAUACGACUAACUUUUUUCAAGUAAAGAUUUUUUCACUAGCAGUUGUGGCUCGGUGGUUUAGUCCAUGUGUUACGGAUACAUUGACCCUUGGUGCUCGUGAUGGAGAAAUGUUGGUUUGAGUUAUAUUAUAUAAUUGUUUGUCCUCAUUUCCAUUAUUUAUUUAUUUUUUAUUUAUUUUUCACCAAAAUCUAAAGAUGCCCAAAUCUCAAAGGUUCCUUUAGUUUCCAAAAAGGCACUUUUUGGUAGAAUUGUAUGUAAUCAUUAGUAUUAAUUAAUUCUGAAUCUGAGAAAGGUUUGUUGUACAGUAUGUUACUUUAGUAUUAUUAUUUAUUAUUAUUAUUAUUAUUAUUAUUAUUACUGAAGCUGAAAUUGGAAAUAAAUCUCAUGUAAUAGUCAAUCAAUUCAUUGCAUUUUUGUGUAAAUCAACACUCAAUUAAAAAAGGGUGUAAACAUUUCAGUUGUACAACUUUUUAAUGUAAGUUGUUUAUUUAUAAACAUUUAAACAGUGGCUAUCAUCACUUGUUUCAUGACAUAUUUAUUUAAACAUAAAUAAUGAAGACAACAGGUUUAGUAAAAAAAUGUAACGACUAAUACAGUGAAUAUAUUUAGCUAAAUUAGUUGUUUUAUUUCUAUCUGACACUGAUUUGGACAUUAGAAUGGUUUUCCUGAGGUAGAUGUAACAUUACGUGACCUAUUGUUCACCAGCUCUUUUCUUGACUUCUUUCUGCGGUUGAAACACUGAUAAACACUUUAAAAUAAGUGUCAAUUUCUAACAUUACCGAAGUUUAAUAAAAGUAGUAGUGAAUUAGCUAAUUUCAACAUUUACUAAUGCAUAUUUUUGUAUUCGUAAAUGUUGAAUACAUACAAGAAACAUAUCUCUUAACAUUAGCAUCAUAAACUAACAUGAAUGAUCAAUGUAUAAUUAAUAUAUUAAUAUUUUCAAGGUUCAGUAUUGUUUUUAAAUUUUUGUAAUAAAAGUUCAGCACUUU
Messenger RNA from Pimephales promelas (fathead minnow), 2908 nucleotides. The record is from RefSeq and is a predicted model, not a curated record. NCBI's taxonomy places the organism in Eukaryota, Metazoa, Chordata, Actinopteri, Cypriniformes, Leuciscidae.